This is a messenger RNA of Echinops telfairi (small Madagascar hedgehog), 1443 nucleotides long. RefSeq names its product TFIIA-alpha and beta-like factor. Gene Ontology annotation, cellular component: transcription factor TFIIA complex. Gene Ontology annotation, biological process: transcription initiation at RNA polymerase II promoter; transcription by RNA polymerase II. NCBI's taxonomy places the organism in Eukaryota, Metazoa, Chordata, Mammalia, Afrosoricida, Tenrecidae. The record is from RefSeq and is a predicted model, not a curated record.
AUGGCUGUGGUCAACCCCGUGCCCAAACUCUACAGAUCGGUUAUUGAAGAUGUAAUUGAAAGAGUGUGGAAUCUAUUUGCUGAAGAAGGUAUAGAGGAACAAGUCUUGAAAGACUUGAAGCAGCUCUGGGAAACCAAGGUUCUACAGUCUAAAGCAACUGAAGACUUCUUCAGGAACAACGUGCAGUCGUCUCUCUUCACCCUGCAGCUGCCCCACGGCUUAUACCAAACGUUGCAAACGUCAACAGCAUCUUUAGUUAUUCCUGCUGGGAGAACGAUUCAAUUUAACACAGCAGAACUGGGCACUUCAAACUCCAGUGCAAACCUUACUUUUCCUUCCAGUAUUGGCUAUCCUAUCCAUGUACCAGCUGGUGUGACGCUACAGACUGCAUCUGGCCACCUUUAUAAAGUCAAUGUACCAGUGAUUGUGACGUGGACCCGUGGACUAGCAAGCGCCCCCCAGCACUCACUUCAGCAACUGCUCCAGCCUUUCGGGCCGCCCUCAGUAAUACAGACCGGCAUUCCGUAAUUGAGCCCAUCAGCGCUCCAAGCGACUACUGAAAAAUCACAGAGGCUGGACACUGUGUUCCCACAGCCCACUCUUCUACAUUCCGGGAUAGCAGAUACGAAACACCUAGGAAAUGUCACCACUGAUAUAUUUGUACCGCCUGGAAAUGAGCACAGAAUCAUGUCAGAAGCAUUGUUGAGCCAGCAGGAAAGCCCUCAGUACAUCAGUCUCCUAGGUGUUGUGUUUGCUCCACAGAUCCCUCCCAUCGAUGCGAAAGUGGAGCUAGCGCUCGGUGUUUCCACCAGCACGACUCCAACCCUGCAUGGUGAGCCCUUUGCGACAGCCCCCCAGGGGGCUGUGCAUCAGCACACAACUAAUGCUCAGUGUUGUGUUCUUAAAAAUAGGAUGGAUGGAUGUGAUUCUGUAAAGGAGCCAAGACACAGAGAGGAGCCUGUCAACCUACCUAUUUCCAAGAAGCAAUCUAAUUCUCAGAUGGAUUUACAUAUUCCAGCCAUUGAUGAUGAUAUCAAUGAAAUCAUUCAAAUAGAUGGAACUGGAGAUACAUCUUCCAGUGAAGAAGUGGGAAGUACAAGAGAUGUCGAUGAGGCUGACUUUCCAGGGACUGCUGAUGGGGAAGAUCUGAAAUCACUGGAAGAAGAAGGUGACAGUAUAUCAAAUGAAGGUUCGACUGUUAAUAGCAGUGAUAAUGAAGAGCCCGGAAGAGACAUCAUAGAAGAGGAUCCUUUAAAUUCUGGAGAUGAUGUUAGUGAGCAGGAUGUGCCAGACCUGUUUGACAUAGAUAAUGUAAUUGUCUGUCAGUAUGACAAGAUUCAUUGAAACAAGAACAAAUGGAAAUUCUAUUUGAAAGACGGUGUUAUGUGUUUUGGAGGGAAAGACUAUGUAUUUGCCAAAGCUAUUGGUGAUGCGGAGUGGUAA